CACAAAACCCCGGGUUUUGUGAAAACGAAGUACAAUCCAUUCGAGGUGCCUGAAUAAUCCUGAAUCCUCCCGGCCAUACCAUAAUCGAGCACCUCAUGGUUGUUCUCAUUGGUUUAGCUUUGUUUGGAGCACAGGGAUUUCACAUGACCGCUGCAUUAUCUCACGCUUUCAUGAGUGAAUUCCUGCAAAAUUCUUGCACCUAUUAAUUUUUUUUUUGUUUUCCUCAAAAGAGUUCACUUUCGAACUAGAAUGCCCUCAAAAGGGCAACAAAACGCAACACAGGUGCUACCGGAACGCAUCUCUUGUUCUGCCUCAACAAGCAAAGCAAAGAAUUAUCUCUUGCACUGUUCACUGUUCUCCAUGUCAUCUUUGUCACCAAUGGAAGCUACGUAUCUGGGCAUCCAAUCGAUCAGCCUGCCACUCCAGAGAUCGUAUGCUCAAAUUCUUGCGUGUCCAUGCCAUCAUCGUCUAUAAUCAUUCUCGAAUAAAAGAUUCCAUCCAUGCUCUUAGCUUGAUCUGCCACUCAUAUCAUAUGCAAGCUAUAUAACACACACGUACGCGCAUGCAUGGUGAAUUGGUGAUCACGUACGCACAGUGCCGCGGCACCUCUUGAGUGGAUAUCUAGCUAGCUAGAGACCCGGCCGGUCAUGGCCGGCGACGACAUCACGGUACAUGUGGAGUGGCUGGCGCGCCGCCUGGCGCAGCAGCAGGUGGACGCGAAGGCGACGGAGCAGCACCGGAUCAUGGUGAGCAACCACCGCGUGCCCCGCGUCCCGGGCCAUGUCCGCGACCUCAACAAGGACGCCUACAAGCCGGGGCUCGUUGCCAUCGGCCCGCUCCACGCCGGUGACGCCGAGUACCGGCUCCGGCCGGGCAACCGGCUCAAGAUGACGUACCUCAACAGCCUCAUCUCCCGCGGCCACCCGGAUCCCACGCAGCACCUCGCCGUCAUCCAGGGCUACAUCCGCCUCGUCGCCGCCCGCGAGCAGGAGGCCCGGGCCAUGUACGCCGCCGAGGACGUCGAUAACAUCGGGGCCGAGGACUUCAUCCAGAUGCUGGUGCUCGACGGCUGCUUCAUCAUCGAGCACCUCGUCAACGUCGCUCUAGGACAGGAGGAGCCGUUGCUGCACGCCACGCCUUUCGGCCCCACUCAGCUCUCCGUGGACCUAAUCCUCGCCGAGAACCAGAUACCGUUCUUCGUUCUCGUCGACCUGACCAAGAGCACCAGGCUGCCGGAGUUCGGCUCCACGGGCUACGACCCGCCGGUCCUGCUCAUGAAGCUGGUGCAGUACUACCUUGCCGGCGAGAAGGGCCGCGACAUGAGCGAGAGGCUGCCGGCUGCGGACGGCGUCUCCCACAUCCUGCACCUGCUCCACGCGAUGGUCACCGCGGCACGCACCAGCUGGGAGCCGCCGGAUCGCAUCCAGGACGGCGCGGUGCUGGAGAUGGCGCAGGAGGCGGCGCGGCUGUUGCGUCGCCUCCCGCUGCUGCUCCUGGUGCCGCUGCUGUACCCAAUCCUGCCCGAGGACCGACGGUGGGGCGCGAGCUACGGGCGGGAGGACCUGGCGUCGGCGAGCGACCUGAAGCGGAUGUGGGUGCGGUUCAAGAAGGCGCGCGGCCGCCGCACCGGCAAGGCGGCGGCGGGCAUCGCGUCGGUUCUGGGCCCGGUGCCGCUGGCCGUGAAGCUGGUGCACGAGGAUCGGCUGCGCCUGCCGCAGCUGCGGAUCGAGUUCCGGACGGCGCCGCUGCUGCUGAACCUGGUGGCGUUCGAGCAGUCGUCGGAGCAGCGUACGGGGCCGGGGGACGUGUCGGCGUACGUGUGGUUCAUGACGAAGAUGGUGCAGUCGGCGGAGGACGCGGGGGUGCUGGUGGCGGCGGAGGUGGUGCAGAGCAGCUCGGCGGGCGGCAGCGAGAGCAAAGAGGAGGUGGCGAGGUUCUUCCGGCAGGUGGGCGCGGCGAGCGAGGUGGAGGAGGAGGCGGAGAAGAGCUACCUGGGGGAGAUGCUGGGGAAGCUGCGGGAGCGGAGCCAUCACCCGCUCUUCAUGAUGUGGGCGGACGUGCAGCGCAACUACUUCACCGUGCCAUGGGCCGUCGUCGCCGAGUUCGUCACCUUGAUCACCUUCAUCUCCGCCAUACUCCAAACCUACGGAUCCUUCAAGCAGAAAUGAAGAAGGAUUAUCUAUCAACGAUGCAUUGCCGAUCGAUCUACUGCAUAUAUAGUUGAUCACAAUUCACAUGCAUCAAAGGGACUGCAUGUCGACGAGAUGGUGUCUCUUCUGUUUCAUCAUCUUUCGCUGCAGUUAGCUGUAUCUCAACUCUCUUUGUUUUUUUAAUAAAACGUCACGUAUUAGAAUGUAUAUUUGUAAGGUCAUUUGUUGUUUCUUAAUUGUAAGUUACAUUUUCAUCCACUCGAUCAAUUUCCAAUCA
This is a messenger RNA of Phragmites australis (common reed), 2427 nucleotides long. Its product is annotated as UPF0481 protein At3g47200-like. The coding region runs from base 648 to 2168 and encodes 506 amino acids. The transcript has a single exon. The record is from RefSeq and is a predicted model, not a curated record. NCBI's taxonomy places the organism in Eukaryota, Viridiplantae, Streptophyta, Magnoliopsida, Poales, Poaceae.